GUUGGUUUAUUAAGCCUCUCAAAGAAACAACUACAUCAGCUGGUUAUCAUCAAAAUAUGCAGUGGAAACUCAUAUCUGAAAUGAAAGCUGAAAACAUUAGAUCAUUUCUUCAUUCGCCGAUUUUUAAAAUGUCUCUAAACCACUCAAGAUGAAAUCCAUGGCCUGUUACAGAGGAGUCUUUUCUCACCUAUAACUUCAUCCCACAGGAAAGUAUCUGGUUGGUCUUUUUAGAGACAUUUUAUUGUCGUGUAACCUUGGACUGCAACUGAAUGCGAUUUUUUGUUCCUUAUGCAUUAACUAGAAAAAUCUUACCCGACCCUUCCACCCCCUUUCUUUACUGCAUCCUGUUAAGAAGAGUUAGGACACUGGCAGCCUGGUGACUUAGAAAGAAGAUCAGUGUUUCUGAUUAUGGCUGCCUUACAUUUUUCCCCCCUCAUUUUGCAAAUAUAAUUUUUUUUCUCAAACAGUGAACAAAAUGAAAACAGUAAAGACAAUGUAAACUUUUCAACUUCUUUUUGAAGGCAGUUACUGUAACACAUUUUUGUUCUCAGAAUCCCUCAAAAAGAGUGGCAUUAACAAAUCAGCUUUGUUGAAUGAUAAUUUACAUAAACUACACACCUUCAGAACCUUGUGAUUUCAGAGAUUUUACAGAUAUAUUAGAGUCAACAAACCACAUGCUCUACUGGGAUCCUGAGAAUUCGAAUCCUCUGGUCAUUAGUUGAAGAAGGGAUGUGCGAUGCGGUCAUGCUUCAUGAAAGGUGAAGGAAGUGUAACUAAAGAAGCUUUCCUCUAGUGAAUGAAAAAUGCAAGAGGGAACUGUGUUUUUACUUGUUCUUUGAUUGAACAUUACCAAAUUACUGUUCAAUUUGGAUCACAAAGGGAAACUCAAAUGUCUGGUUUUCUUUUUUCACUCCUGUGUUUCAUUUCAUUGAGCCCUCUAGAAUAUGAGAAGCACAAGUUCAUGAUUAAUCUUUCAUCUCCAUUUAAAGAAAUUUUUUUUUUUGGUUUUUGUUUUUGUUUUUUGAGACAGGGUUUCUCUGUGUAGCUUUGCGCCCUUCCUGGAACUCACUUGGUAGCCCAGGCUGGCCUCGAACUCACAGAGAUCCGCCUGGCUCUGCCUCCCAAGUGCUGGGAUUAAAAGCGUGCACAAAAAUAGUAUCUGCCGGGCUGGAGAGAUGGCUCAGAGGUUAAGAGCAUUGUCUGCUCUUCCAGAGGUCCUGAGUUCAAUUCCCAGCAACCACAUGGUGGCUCACAACCAUCAAUAAUGAGAUCUGGUGCCCUCUUCUGGCAUACAGGCAUACUGUAUACAUAAUAAGUAAAUCUUAAAAAAAAAUAGUAUAUGUCCACUGUAGAAAGUAAGACAACAAUGAACUAUUGUCAUAGCUGGGUUUCUAUUGCUGUGAUAAACACCAUGACCAAAAGUAACUUGAGGGGAAAGGGUUUAUUUCAUCUCACAACUCUCAGGACAUACUCCAUCACUGAGGAAAGUCAGGACAAAAACUCAAGAGAGGAACCUGGUGAUAAGAACCAAAGCAUAAACUGUGAAGGCACUUUACUGGCUUGCUCAGUUUGCUGUUUUAUUGAUUCCAGAACCACCUGCCCAGGUAUGGCACUGCCCAUGGUGGCUGGGCCCUCCCCAAUAAACCAUUAAUCAAGAAAAUUCAUCACAUACUUGUCUGCAAGGCCAGUCUGAAGGAGGCAAUUCCUCAAAUGAGAUUCCCCAUUCUAGAUGACUCUUGGCUGUCAAGUUGAAAACAAUAAUCAAAACAAAACAAAAAACCAUAACUAACACAAGUAUGUAAAGUAGAAAUUAAAUAUACCUAGGCUUGAAUUAUUUUUCUCUAGCUGUAAAAUAACUUUUCUGAAUUCACUUGUACUUUGUAAAGGAAAUAUUUGACAUAUUAAACAUCUGUAGCUUGCAGUUUUCACUUAAGGACAGAGAGAGAGAGUGCUUCACAGAGCUUGAUACUUGAGUCUUCAUGGAUCAGUCAUAGUUUGCAGGUAGGAGAGGGAAGACUCAAGUGGAUGGAGAAAUAUUUAUUCUGGAAAGAAGAACUUGUGCAAAGUCUACAAACAAUUAAAAUGACAGUGGAAAGGGUGCCGUUGAGCAGAAGCUUGUGAGCACAGUAACAGUGAACGAGGCUGAAAGAUGGAAGGGUGGGUCAAAUGCAUGUUGGGUUAUGAACAUUAUAGUCUAGAUUAUAUGGGACUGUCCAAGUAUCAUGAGCAAUUAUGCAGUAAGGUCGGAUCAACUACUAAAAUAUACUAUUUCUCAAAAUCAGAAAGUUAUAAUUUCAAGGUCUAGCCCAGGCAUUUAUUAGCUAUAACAAUAUGAACUACUUUGUCAGUUAUCUUAUUUGAAAAAUAGGAGAAAGGAAGAGUGGUUGUGAGGAUAAAGAUGAAAUGUAAAAGUGCUGGUACCAGGUUUUCAAUGAAAAUUUCAUCUUCAUGUCCAUAGGUUUUUGUUUUUUAGUUUUAGGGGUUUUUUUUUGUAAUAUUAUUUCUCUACUGAUAUAAGUGGAAAAGAGAAGAAACCUUUAACAUAAUAUUUGUCUAAAGUAAAAUAAAUCUCACUAUUAACUCUUUGUGGGGUUAUUAAAAUGCUAUAGCUCUUUUACACUCAGAACUAAGAAAAUAUCACCCAAAGUAGUUUAACAGAGUUGUGUUUUUCAUGUCACCGACAAGACCUUGGCACUAGAAAAUACAUAAGUUCAUGGACCUUAAUUUCAAUGAAAUAAAUACAUUGCUACAUACAUGUUAUAGUUGAUAGACACAUCUAAGCCAAAUGCAGAGUACUGGGCUGUUCCUGAGCAAAUAUUAAGACUUCUCCCUCAAAAUUACCUCAGUUCACUCAUAAACAUCAGGGUGUUGCAUCCUUGUUAUAGAGCUAUGACAUUCUUAUAGGUGUCUUCUCACAUUUAGUCCUGUGCUAUUGUGUUUACCAGGGAUUAUGCUAUUCACCGAGGGAGCAUAACAUGGAAAUUGCAGUUUUGCUUAAUUAUUUUAAAGAGUCAUGUCUGAAAAUUGGUAUAUCCAACUGAGAUUUUUCUGCAUCUGAUAGAAAAUUGAUACAUGACUUCCUGAAAGGUGAACCAUGUAGCAUCAUUUGGAUAUACUCUCUUAAUACUCAAUUUUGUUACUCUCUUUUCAGUUCCUUUACAAAAUUUCCCCAUCUGGCAGGAACAGAACAAAAUUUACUGCUUGCCAAGAAAAUCCAAACACAGUGGAAGAAAUUUGGAUUAGAUUCAGCCAACUUGGUUCAUUAUGAUGUUCUUUUAUCUUACCCAAAUGAGACGAAUGCAAACUAUGUAUCAAUUGUGGAUGAACAUGGAGUUGAGGUGAUGUAGAAUUCUUGGGAGUUUUUGUAUUUUGAAAUCUCUGGUUUGUACUUUGACUUUGAGACAGGAUCUCACUUUUUGGCUCUUGCUGCCCCGGAAUCUACUGGAUGAAUCAGACUGUCCUCAAAUCUGUGGUGAAUCUCUUGCCUCUGCUUCCUGAGUUCUGAGAUUACAGGUGCACACAACCCAGUUCAUUACUUGCUUCUUGCCUCUUCAUUGAUUGGAAUGUAGAGUCAAGUAACAAUAGAAAUUUGUUAAUAGUGCAGUACCAUUUACAUUAUUCAGAAAAGUGGAUAGACUGCAAACUCUUCGGUGUCUGUUUGUGUUUAGCAUGGUACUAAUUCCUCAGGCCAGAAUGAAGAUUAGGACAUAGUUCUUUUGUUUAGUAAGGUGAGGCAGACAAAGGGAUACAUUAUUUAAAAUCAGUAGGGUAAGUGCUGGGAAGAGAGAACUAAGGUUCUUGAUCUACAAAGGAACAGAUCAUUUAGCCUAAAUAAGGAGAUAGAAAGUCUUCCUGGUGGAAUUGAUAUAUGAGUCCGAAAAGAGAAUAAGAGUUUAACCACAUGAAAACUUACAGCAAGGUAAGAGAGUUCUAGUCAGAGGAAAACACUGGACAUACAUGAAUGUGUAUCAUGGCUCAGUAUUAUUGGUAGAGUCUAAAGAUUUUGUGUAUUCCAAUAGUGUGAAAGCAAAGUGAGCUACAAAAAGGGAUAAACUAGUAGAUAUGCUCUGGAGACAGGCCAUAGGAUUAUAUUAUAUCUUCAGGAGUUAAAUGUCAAGCUUCAGUAAUGAAACUUCCUGAAAAGCUUAGGUAAAACAAAGAUAGGACCGAAAAGCAUGUUACCUAGGGCACUUGCAUAUCACAUAGAGACUAGGCAGGGAGUCAAAGUUACAACUGUAACAAUAGUUCAAGUCAAGGGUGAAGCCCUGAAUUAGGCUACCAGCAGAAGUAAAGAGGAAGGCUGAAUUUGAGAAGCAGUUUGGGAGUGUGUUAGCAACAUGGUUCAUGACUGACUUGAGCAAGGAAGAAGUGCAUAAAUAAUCAGGGUGACUGUCCACUCCCAACUGCCUGGUGCAGCUGGCUUACCUAGUGACGGAGUUCACAGGUGGGAGAUGCAGACCAUAAGCAGGCUUAGGGAUGGUAGAAGGUAAAAGCAAAGUUUAAUAUGUUGAGUUUGAACAUCAAAGCUAAAUAGUCACCUGGCUCUUAAAUACAGGAAUGUGAAGCGCUGAGUCCCAGAAGCAUAUUAGUUGUUGGCACAGUUUUAAUAGUGAAAUUACACUGGAAGGAAUAGAAAAUUAGUCAAGAAGUGGUAUAGGGAUAAAAUAUGGUAAUCAUUUAAAUGAUGGUGAAAGAACAGGGCUUUGUAAGAGAAGAAGAAAAGACAAACAAGGGAAUCACAAAGUGCCACCAUUGGUAGCAAUUUCUUUGUUCACUUUUAAGCAGUGUUGGAGAUGGAAUUCAACAUGAUAUACAAGUAUUCUGUCACCGAGCUACACCCUCGCCCAUGAAUGCCACCUUUGCAGCUCUGCUUCUACACUUAAUAAGAGAACAUUUAAUCGCUUAGGACUAUUAUCUUGGAGAUGAUAUAAAACUUAUUGUUGUCAGCAGGAUUCAUCUAUUUAAUUAUAAAACUUUACCUAAGUGAAACUUGGGGGCAAGAUGGACCAUGCCUUAAUAGUGACCUGGGAUUAUUCUCUGUGACUUGACAUGUUUGAAUUCUUGCUAGAUUUUUAAAACAUCAUACUUUGAACCACCACCAGAUGGAUAUGAGAAUGUUACAAACAUCGUACCACCAUAUAAUGCGUUUUCAGCCCAUGGCAUGCCAGAGGGAGAGCUUGUAUAUGUCAACUAUGCUCGCACUGAAGACUUCUUCAAACUAGAAAGAGAGAUGAACAUCACCUGCACUGGGAAGAUUGUUAUUGCAAGAUAUGGGAAGAUCUUUCGAGGAAAUAAAGUUAAAAAUGCCAUGAUAGCUGGAGCCAUAGGAAUCAUCCUGUACUCUGAUCCAGCUGACUACUUUGCCCCUGAGGUACAGCCGUAUCCCAAAGGAUGGAACCUUCCUGGAGCUGCAGCACAGAGAGGAAAUGUCUUAAAUCUGAAUGGGGCAGGUGACCCACUCACUCCAGGCUAUCCAGCUAAAGAGUACACCUUCAGACUUCAUGUUGAAGAAGGAGUAGGGAUUCCGAAUAUACCGGUACAUCCAAUUGGAUACAAUGAUGCAGAGAUACUGUUACGAAACUUGGGAGGAGCUGCUCCACCAGACAAAAGCUGGAAGGGAACUCUAAAUGUUAGUUAUAAUAUCGGGCCUGGCUUUACAGGAAGUGAAUAUUCCAGGAAAGUUAGAAUGCAUGUUAAUAACAUUAACAAAAUCACAAGAAUUUACAAUGUAAUUGGAACUAUCAGAGGGUCCAUGGAACCUGAUAGGUAUGUCAUUCUGGGAGGUCAUCGUGACUCCUGGGUGUUUGGAGGGAUUGACCCUACCACUGGGACAGCAGUUUUGCAAGAGAUUGCCCAAAGUUUUGGGAAACUGAUGAAUCGAGGCUGGAGACCUAGGAGAACUAUCAUCUUUGCCAGCUGGGAUGCAGAGGAGUUUGGGCUGCUGGGUUCAACUGAAUGGGCUGAAGAGAAUGCAAAGAUCCUCCAGGAGAGAAGCGUUGCUUACAUCAACUCAGAUUCAUCUAUAGAAGGCAAUUACACUCUACGAGUUGACUGUACUCCUCUUCUUUACCAGUUGGUGUAUAAAGUGGCAAGAGAGAUCUCCAGCCCUGAUGAUGGUUUUGAAAGUAAAUCACUUUAUGAAAGCUGGUUGAAAAAAGACCCUUCACCUGAAUAUAAAGAUUAUCCUAGAAUCAAUAAGCUGGGAUCUGGAAGCGAUUUUGAGGCUUAUUUUCAGAGACUUGGAAUUGCCUCAGGCAGAGCUCGCUACACUAAGAACAGGAAAACAGAUAAAUACAGUAGCUAUCCUGUAUACCAUACCAUCUAUGAGACGUUUGAAUUAGUAGAGAACUUUUAUGACCCUACAUUUAAAAAACAGCUUUCUGUGGCUCAGUUUCGAGGAGCAUUGGUAUAUGAGCUUGCAGACUCUGUUAUCAUUCCUUUCAACAUUCAAGACUAUGCAAAAGCCUUGAAAACCUAUGCAGCAAAUAUCUUCAAUUUAUCAAAGAAACACAAACAGCAACUGAGAAACUAUGGAGUGUCAUUUGAUUCCUUAUUUUCUGCUGUGACAAACUUUUCAAAGGCUGCUUCCGACUUUCAUAGAAGACUCACACAAGUUGAUCUUACUGAUCCUAUUGCAGUGCGAAUUAUGAAUGACCAACUGAUGCUUCUGGAAAGAGCAUUCAUAGAUCCUCUUGGUUUACCUGGGAGGCAGUUCUACAGGCACAUCAUCUUUGCUCCAAGUAGUCACAACAAAUAUGCUGGAGAAUCAUUCCCUGGGAUUUAUGAUGCCAUGUUUGAUAUCGAAAAUAGAGCAGACCCCCACUUGGCCUGGGCAGAAGUGAAGAAACAUAUUUCUAUUGCCGCUUUCACGAUUCAAGCAGCAGCAGGGACACUGACAGAUGGGUUGUAAAGCUCCUGUCAAGUAGCUUCAUCACUAACAGCACUGCAGAGGGUUUGAGAGUGAAGCUGUUAGAGGGAGGUCUUGCUCAAAUGGAUUCACCACGAAAGGUGUCGCUGAGACAAAAUGUCUUUUUCUCUGAUGAUUCACGAAGCCAGGGUAUUCUAAAACCAUCAUUUUCAGGUCAUGUUUUAUACGGCCACCUUACUUAUCUGUCUGUCCUGGUUUUUUUUUUUUUUUUUUUUCAUUUUAACUCGUGUGCAUAUUCAGUGAAAGUGAAAUUGGAAGCAAUCCAAACGUUCAUGGACAGAUAAUUGAAUUCAUUGUCGUACAUACGCAGUGGGGUACUACUGAAAAUGAAAGAACUGCUGCUGAGUAAAAAGUUGGACAUCAGUGAGUCCAUAAGAUCAAACUAAUCUACAGUACUAUUUAUCCUUUUAAUGGAAAAACUUCUGGGAUAAAUGGAAUUUUCCAUACCUCUGGCUUAGUGUUAGUUACCAUCAAGCUGUCAUUUAAAUGUCUACAUUUUAUUGAAAAUUAUUUUCAAAUAAAUUUGAUUAUGAGGGGGAAAUCCCAUCAAAAAAAGAAGUCAGGUAAAGAAACAGAAAUAGUACAUCAUCCCUUGUAAAUGAUCAAGGAAUAUAUGAAGUACAGAUGGUACUUUAAUAACUUCAGUUCUACUGAACAAACAUGUAAGUCUAACAAAUGAGGAAAUAACCACCCCAGCUCUCCACCUUAAUUCCUUUAAGAAAAGUUCAACAGCAUUACAGGGUUUUAGGCAGAGCCUUGGGAUUACAGGUAAAUAUCAUUGAAGUUUCAUCCAAUAAGAAAGGAUGCAUACUUGGCUCAAUGGUAGGACAGUUGCUUCAUUUCUUCAAGAACCAAGUUUUUUCCUCAGUAUUAUACACACAUGCAUGAAUAUAUGUGUAUAUACAAGCACAUAUGCACUCACACAUCAAGUAAGCUUUGUUGUUUAGCUACUUCACCAAGUAAUUAAAAAUAAAAAAAAAAAUAACACAGCCUCGGGGAGCAUCAAGGGAGAGGGUAUGGACAGAAAAUACAAGCUGGAGGACGGGAAGGAAUGCUAUGGAAUGGUCUUCUGGACAUUAUUGUUGCACACAUAAAUGUGCAGCAGUUGUGGGUUAUCUACACAAGGUCAAGCACAAGAGUCCAGAACAGAGCCGGGUGGUGGUGGUGCAGGCCUUUAAUCUCAGCACUUGGGAGGAGGAGCCAGGUAGAUCUCUGUGAGUUCAAGGCCAGCCUGGUCUACAGAGCGAGAUCCAGGACAGGCACCAAAACUACACAGAGAAACCCUGCCUCAAAAAACCAAAAAAAACCCAAACAAACCAAAAAAGAGCCCAGAACAGACAAGGGAAGAACUCAUGAGGUCCCAUCUGUAAAGAAAGAACUAUUGGCAGUUAAUGGCUGGGAGAAUGUAAGCUAGGUUUUCAGGCUGUAACCACUGGUAAGUUGCCCAUGGUCCAGUAAACAGACCCACAACCACUCACAUGUAAGAAAAUCUAAUUAAACUCAGUGUAUUGAAAAAAAAAAGACAUGAAAGGAGUAGAAGGUAUUGGGAAAAUAGGUUCUGGAGGGCAUGGGAGAGUGAUAAGAGAACUGGUGGUGAGAACGUUCAAAAUAUAUUAUGUACAUGUAUGAGAUUAUCAAGGAAUAAAAAUAUUUAAAAAAUUAACCUUAUAUAAGCACACUAGCUAAAAUAUAAGCAACAGCUCAGUUUGACCACAAGGAGAAAUGAUCCCACUACUCUUCCAUCCUGGACAAGAAGACAGACUAAUAUAAUGAGUGGGGUGUCGGAGAAACACAAACCUUUGCAACCCCCGAUAUUUGUAUAUGAGACAUGCAGAAGGAAGGGAGCCCCUCAUGUAAGAGUCUGCUCGAAGUCUUGAAGAAUUAUUUUCAACAACACACUUAAAAUUUGCUGUGAAGAUUGCCUACACGGAUAAUAUUCUUUUUAUAUUAAGAGAUCUUUUAAUUAAGAAUUUCAAAAUAGUAUGAGCCAUGCUUAAAUUUAGAUUGAGAAUAAAUGACUUGAGUUUGGGUUCAUUUCUUUCCCACUUACAAGCCUACACUAUUCCAAGAUCUCACAAGACUAUAAUAAACUCUUUAUGGUAAAAACAUA
Messenger RNA from Peromyscus californicus insignis, 9038 nucleotides. RefSeq names its product N-acetylated alpha-linked acidic dipeptidase 2 (gene Naalad2). The transcript is spliced from 17 exons. The record is from RefSeq and is a predicted model, not a curated record. Gene Ontology annotation, molecular function: carboxypeptidase activity. NCBI's taxonomy places the organism in Eukaryota, Metazoa, Chordata, Mammalia, Rodentia, Cricetidae. The coding region runs from base 5162 to 6910 and encodes 582 amino acids.